Monodelphis domestica (gray short-tailed opossum) is the source of this 7137-nucleotide messenger RNA. RefSeq names its product zinc finger and BTB domain containing 40 (gene ZBTB40). Gene Ontology annotation, cellular component: nucleus. The record is from RefSeq and is a predicted model, not a curated record. NCBI's taxonomy places the organism in Eukaryota, Metazoa, Chordata, Mammalia, Didelphimorphia, Didelphidae. Gene Ontology annotation, molecular function: DNA-binding transcription factor activity, RNA polymerase II-specific; protein binding. Gene Ontology annotation, biological process: regulation of transcription by RNA polymerase II.
UUUAUUAAAAGAGUUUUCAUUAUCUGAACUCACUAUUUUAAACAUGUAAGGAAUUAAAUUUAGAGUUUGACUAAAUAUGUGAGAAUUCUAAAAUAGUAUGGUGGUUGCCAAUUUAAAAUAUAGCUCAAGGCAAAAUGACUUUUAAAAGCUUUUAUUUACAAAGAGGUGGAAAGAGUGAAUGUAGGAAAAUGCAAAAAGAGGGUAGAGAAGAUGUCUAGCCUAUUACACUAAAUAUUGCUCUGGUGCUCGGCUCAGCCCAGCAGGACUUGUUAACCCUUGACCACAGCAUCCAGUACUUCCACCAACGUUCUCUAAGAGGAGAAGCCCUCUCCGGAACUAAUCUCUCCAGAAGCCAGGGAAAGAAGGCCAGUUACUCACUCACCCAAGAAACAGUCCAAAAGCCAAGGUCCCAAGUUGAAGCCUAAGUCCAAGUUCAAAGUCACCUCCAAGAGUAAGGUUACCAGCCAAAGCUCAAAGCCCAAGAUUCAAGCUGGGGGCUCCAGCUAAAGAAGUUCAGGACUUUUUAUAGUCCUUUCCUGUCCCUUCCCGUAUUCACAGGGGCCAAUCACAACUUCCAAAUUGCCUAGCACUACCCAGGGAGGUAGUGUUUGUGGCAUCCACUUCUCAUCCUCUGAAGGUGUCAACUCUUAUCAAAGGAUUCACAAGUUUCUGAUUGAUUGGGUUAAAAGGGUGUGACUCUCCAAUUGGUGCUGAUCAUCAGAAAGGCAUUUUGGUGGAAGGAUUAAGCAGUGUUCUUAUUGCCUCAGGUUGGAGCAAUGGAACUUCCCAACUAUGGCCGCCAGUUGCUGCAGCAGUUGUAUACCCUUUGCAAGGAGAAUCAAUUCUGUGACUGCACCAUUUCUAUUGGCACAGUUUAUUUCAGGGCCCAUAAACUGGUCUUGGCUGCUGCCAGCCUCCUAUUUAAAACAUUACUGGAUAAUACAGAUACAAUUUCUAUUGAUGCAUCUGUUGUAAGUCCAGAUGAGUUUGCUCUCCUUUUAGAAAUGAUGUACACCGGCAAGCUGCCUGUGGGCAAACACAACUUCUCCAAGAUUAUCUCCUUAGCUGAUAGCCUACAGAUGUUUGAUGUGGCAGUUAGUUGUAAGAAUCUUCUAACUAGCCUUGUAAGCUGCUCUGCUCCAAGCCAAGUGAUAAGAGAGGUUUCCCCUCAGACAGUGGAGCCAUGCCAAAAGGACACUGAUGGAUUGCUAGUAGAAAACACUUCCCCGAAAAAUUCAAUUGAGUCUCUACAUCCAGGAGAGUCUCUAUCUCCUGUGUCUCUAAAGGCUGACACUGUGGUGGUGGUUAGUGCUGUGACACCAGAUGUUGGUGAGGUAAAUUCGACCAUGGCUCAGAAGGAGCUGAUUAUGAAUUCUGCUAUUGCCCAUGAAGAGGCUCUGGAAAUUGAAAUACACAAUGCAGCUUCACCAAGGGAGCCUUCGGAUUCUUCACAAAUGCCUUCUCCCCCUGGGCAAGAAGCAAUAAAUGAAGAGGAGGAGGAGGAGGAGGAGGAGGAGGAAAAGGAAAAGGAGAAGGAGAAGGAAGUAGCAGUGGUCGCAGUGUCUCAGAAUAUGACAGAGAAUACCUCAGAACUAGAGCAUGAGAGGAAAAUGUAUAAGUUGGAUUUCCUUCUGCAAAAUGAAAGCAUCUUCUCUGAAGCAUUCUCUGUUGCCCAGGAUGUACUGAAAAGAUUAGAUGAAUGUAGAGAAAUUAAAAGUCCACAUAAAGAGGUUAUCUUGGAGUGUCUAGAAGCUGAAGAAGGAAUCUCAGCAUUCCAAAGAAUCCUCGAUAAAAUAAGAGACAAUGAAUGCCUUGAUGUUGAAACAGUUAUAUCUUUGUUGGAGCUGUUCCAAGACACCCAUCCUGAAAUCAAAGCAGCACUACAGAAGAGAGAUUCAGAAGAUGGAGAGAACAUGCAGCUAAAAAGGAGCACAGAGGAGGGAAAGACCUUGUCCAUCCUGUUACUGGAACACAAAGAGGACCUGAUACAGAGCAUAACCCAGCUGAGACCCAUUAGGGAAUUCCUAGAGACGACCCCCCAGGAGCUCCUGACCAGCAUGGAAAAAGAGGUGAUUUUGAAUUGCUGCAAGGGUGGAACACCCAAGGAGACAAUAGAAAAUUUGUUGCACCAAGUGACUGAAGAGAAAACAUUGACUGCUGAGAGUUUGGUUAAACUCCUUCAGGCUUUGAAGAUCACAUUCCCCAACUUGGACCUUCUGCUAAAGAAUUUACAGAAACAAGGAAGUGUGCCAAGCACAACAGUCCUACCAAGCCCUGAUGAUUAUGGGACUGAGCUCUUGAGACGGUAUCAUGAAAACCUCUCUGAAAUUUUCACUGACGAUGAGAUGUUACUAAAGGUGAUCUCAUCUGCAAACAGUUUAACUCCUGGAGAAAGAGAGGCCAUGGAACAGCUCGUGAAAGGUGAUGGCAGUCGUGGUGGUUUUAGUCCUCUGGUCUCUGCAGUCCUGGAAGGACAGGCUCUGUCAGGAAGGGCCAUUUGGAAGGUUCUGCUGGGAGCACAGACUGCUGAGUCAUGUCCAUUGAACCUGCUCAUGGAAGAAAUGCACAAGGAGCCCGGGGCUGACUAUUUCUUCCAAGCAGUGGCCACCCCAGAAAGUGCUACUAUAGAAAUCAUCUUGAGACAUAGCAAGCUAAUCACAGAGGCUAUUCAGCCACGAGCUGAGCUAAAGUGCUUCACUCCAGGAGAGGAGAAACUGGCAGAGGCUGUGAAAGAGAUUCUGAGUGUUUCCUGUGAGCCAGCCAGCCCUGAAGCCUCCCUGAAAGCAGCUCUCAGCAGAGCCCAGGAAAAGUCACUCCCCACCAUGGAGAUCUGCCGUCUUCUCUGCAGCAUUCAUGAGGUCUUUCCGGGCCUGCAGGUGGUCCUGCAAGAGCUGGGGAGCCUGGGUCUCCUCACUCAGGAGAAGGAGGAGGGCAGCCCUGAAAGGUGGAAGGUGCUGGAAGGGCUGGAGGAAGUCUUGGCCGGGAGUCCUGCUGGUCCUGGGGAAGGGAUUGAGAAGGAGAAGGAGGAGGAGGAACUGGAGAGCAGCACCACUCCCUCCCCCAAGAAGAACUUUGUCUGCACGGCCUGUGACAAGAGUUUCCAUUUUUACUGCCGCCUCAAGGUGCACGUGAAGCGCUGUCGAGCGGCCCAGGGGAAGCAGGUGCCCUGCAGGGAAUGUGGCCAGAUGAAGGCCUCUAAGAAAGAGCUGGAGAAACAUCUGCAGGAGGCCCAUGCUGGGACCAAAGCAUUGGGUACCCCGAAGAAGAAGAAGAGAAGGCUUCCAGUGACCUGUGACAUCUGUGGGAGAGAAUUUGCUCAUGCCUCUGGAAUGCAGUACCACAAGCUGACAGAACAUUUUGAUGAGAAGCCUUUUUCAUGUGAAGAAUGUGGGGCCAAAUUUGCAGCCAAUUCGACUCUAAAGAACCAUCUCCGCCUUCAUACUGGAGAUCGCCCUUUCAUGUGCAAGCAUUGCCUCAUGACGUUCACUCAGGCCUCUGCCCUGGCUUAUCACACCAAGAAGAAGCAUGCUGAAGGGAAGAUGUAUGCUUGUCAGUACUGUGAUGCCGUGUUUGCCCAGUCGAUUGAGCUAUCUCGGCAUGUGAGGACUCACACUGGAGAUAAGCCAUAUGUGUGCCGAGAGUGUGGCAAAGGCUUCCGACAGGCUAAUGGCCUCUCCAUCCACCUGCGAACCUUUCAUAAUAUAGAUGAUCCCUAUGAUUGCAAGAAAUGUAGGAUGAGUUUCCCCACCCUACAAGAUCAUCGAAAUCAUAUUCAUGAGGUCCAUUCGAAGGAAUACCAUCCUUGCCCAACGUGUGGGAAAAUCUUCAGUGCCCCAUCCCUGCUAGAACGACACAUGGUGACUCACGUUGGAGGGAAGCCUUUUAGCUGUGGCGUAUGUGACAAAGCCUACCAGCAAUUGUCUGGUUUGUGGUACCACAACCGGACCCACCACCCUGAUGUGUUCGCUGCUCAGAACCACCGCUCUUCCAAGUUCACUUCUCUGCCAUGCGGUUCCUGCGACAAAACCUUUGCCAGCACGGCUGCUCACAAGAAGCAUGUGAAGACAGAACAUGCAGACAUUAAGUUCCAUGAGUGUGAGACAUGUCAGGAGCUCUUUCCCACCCUGGCUUUGCUUCAAGUUCAUGCCAAAUGCCGGCAUUCAGGUUCUCAGCCAUUCAGGUGCCUAUACUGUGCAGCCUCCUUCCGCUUUCCUGGAGCCUUGCAGCACCAUGUGGCCACUGAGCACUUCCGGCAAACAGAGAACACGUUCCCCUGCGAAGUGUGUGGAGAGCUCUUCACUUCCCAGGCCCAGCUAGAGGGGCACUUUGAGUCUGAGCAUGGGAAGGUGGUGGUCACUGAAGCCCAGGUCACAACAGCUGCCACCCAGAUGGUGCAGGUGAUCCAGGCUCCAGAGCCCGGAGCAUCGGCUGAGCAGGUGAUCACUUUGGAAGAGACCCCACUGGCUGGAUCCCAGGUGUUUGUGACAUUGCCAGAUUCCCAGACUCCCCAGGCCAGCUCAGAGCUGGUGGCAGUGACAGUGGAGGACUUACUGGAUGGAACUGUGACCCUUAUCUGUGGAGAGGCAAAGUAAAAGUCACUGAAGAGACUCUGAGAGAUCCCAGCCUUAGCAUCAGCACCAUGCAGAGCCCUGAAGAUGCCCUCGUUACAUGCUUGUUAGUUAUUGGGAUGACUGCCAGUCCUGACAUCUCUGCUCAGGUCCUUCUACCCAAAGAGCCAUUCUCGUGGUAUAGCCAAGAAGAGGAGCUUUUACAUAGUAGGCUCUUAAAAGAUGUUUGUCGAAUUGGCCAUAUCACCCUGUGACCAUCAGAGCUAGUUCCAUCAGAAGCUUGGCUUGUCCUUUUUAUCCCCUGUAAAGAGAUUAGCAGGAGGCUCAGAGAACUCCCCCUACCACCCCCAUCAAAUACUGUUUGCUUGGCCUCAUAACAAGCCCUUCCUGCUGACUCUUUUCACACCAGGUGCUCCCUGGUGACGUCUGGGAACAUUGGAUUGAACAUACCAGGACAAGGUCACUGCAGAAACCCACUGCGCCUCUCCAGGGGAGAUUACUCAGGUCUAUCAUUAGGGGGUCUGGAGAAAAAUGGAUUGAAAGUGGUGAAGCUGAGCAGGGAGGCUCUGGUGCAUAGAAGAAGAGAGACCUCCCCACCUUUGCACCCCAUGCAGGAUCCAGGCAGAAUCAAACAUUCCCAUUAGAAAGAGUUAGCUUCAGAGCUGCCUUUCUUGACACAAAGAAAUAAGUUGAAUAAAAACCAGUGUAGUAUGUAGGGGAGUAUGAGAUUUGGGAAAUGUGGCCCAUUAACGGGUACUUAUUCAUCGAAGCAAACAGAUAUUCAGCUCUUACUUUAUUCAAAGCAUUGUCCCAGGCAGUGAGACCAAAGGAAAGCAAAACCCCAGCACCGUCUCUGCCUUCAAAGAGCUUCUGGUCUACUGGGAGGAUGUGACAUGUAUAUGAAUAAGUGUGAUAACAAGAAGAAGAUGGAGGGGCAAGAGAGGCCUGGACAACAUCGGGCUUUAGGAAAACCUGAGUCGAGAGUGUUUUCAGCUGCGGAUAUCAAGCAAGGAUCAUGGAGGGAGGUGCAUCUGAGUUAAGCCUUGAAUGGAGAGAAGCAUUUCAUUAAGUACAGGUGAGCAGGUGUGUAAGACCAGCUGCGCAAAAUCCCAAAGACAUCCCUUCUGUACCAGACAACAUCUGCAGCCUGCCUAGGCCUGUGAGCCAGAGGUGAGACAAGAUGGAGUCGUGUGGGAAAAUGCUUUUGACUGUAUGACCUUGGACAAGUCCUUUCUCCCUGGGUGCCAAUUUCUGUUGUAAAAUCGAAUUGAAUUAGAUGCCUCAGAUGGUCCCCUUGUGGCACCAGCAUUCUGAGAAUUCUUAGAUUAUUAGAAAACUAAUAUCAUUAGGGCACCCUGAGAAAAAUGGAUUGGAAAUGGCAAAGCUGAGGCAUUGGGAGGAGACAUUCUAUCUCUCCCUGUCCCCUGGGGAUAUACAGGACAGUCAAAGAGCCUUGAGUGGUGUAGUACAGACUUUAAGGAAGACAGAAAGCAUGCUCUGUACUAUAUUCAUCGAAUCAGGCUAGCCUAGUGGUGCCAAACGAAUAAAAAUGGAUCCCUGUGGGUAGCAUUAACUUAGAAAACCACAAAUUAACAUUACCUAUCUUGUCUUUUUGUUGUUGUUGUUAAACAUUUCUCAGUUACAUUUUCAUCUGGUUCCUGCUGCACUGUGCAGUUUUGGGGCAGCAAGUUUAAUGCCCCUGGCUAGCCCAGUGCCCUCAUUUCACAGAUGAGAACAUUUUGGCCCAAAGAGGUCAUCAGAAUGGAGAUUUUAGCAUAACAAGGUCCUCUGACUCCAGACUCAACUCCCUUUCCCAGUGUACCGUAUUCCCAACUCAAGUCAAGAAAUUACUACCACAUUUUAGGAAGAUUUUCAACAAAGGUUGAGGCAAAAAGGAUUUUCUGCUUUAAUCCUCAGUUAAUCCGAAAAUUCAGCUCACCACAGUCCCUUGUUCCUUGAACAUUCCAGUUAGCCCAGACCUUCACUGUCAUGUGCCUGGUUUGCUGGGACCACCUUCUAGCUAAUCUCUCUGCUUUCCAUCUUCCCUCCCAUCUGUCCUGCAUUCUUAGCCAGAUUAAUUUUUCCCUAAAAACACUUUCAUUACGUAGUAACUCCCCAGCUCAAGAACCUCAUUCCUUUUUGCCAAUUGCCUCACCUGGUCGAGCACUCUGUUCACUUCCCUCCAUAGACACCCAGACCUCCAUAGGUCACACAACAGAGAGUUGUACUAUGAAAUGAGACUGAGACAGCGCUUUGGGUUGGGAGGAUCAGAGCAAGCUUUCUUCUCUGCCAGCCACCAGGGCUAGAGUUCAAAACACAACAACCCAAGAAAUUGAGGAAGACUGAAGCGGGAGCAAAGCAGUCCAUGUCUGCCUGCCCCUCUCUUCCACGGACUUUUAAAAUGCCUCUUAUUACUCCACUUAUUGCUAGAAUGCAAAUUGGGGCUGAGCAGCUGUAGCUGUUGGGUCUCCCCGUCAUCCUCAGCUCCUGUUUCCAUCUAUGACUUAUUGUGAUGAAUAUUUUAUCGGACAAUGGUUUGCCUUAAUUAAACCUCAGCUUUUUAAAGCUC